Messenger RNA from Saccostrea echinata, 537 nucleotides. Its product is annotated as multiple epidermal growth factor-like domains protein 10. Lineage: Eukaryota; Metazoa; Mollusca; Bivalvia; Ostreida; Ostreidae. The record is from RefSeq and is a predicted model, not a curated record. The coding region runs from base 34 to 435 and encodes 133 amino acids. The transcript has 3 exons.
UUUCAGAUAAGGAAUCGAUGCUAUUAACACAGAAUGAUUCUUACAAGUUUUUUGAUUGCUUUUGCUGUUCUUGUUUCUGAAGCAUGUCGGACUGGUUUCUAUGGCUGGAAAUGCAACCAGAUGUGUAGUUUUUUCUGUGGCGGUGAUGGCUCCUGUAGUAAAUAUACAGGAUACUGUACCUUCGACUGCUUGCCAGGACGCACUGGUUUGGAAUGUAGAAGCUUCUGUCCUUUUAACUGUGGUGGAUCCGGAAAUUGUAACAAGUAUACGUCAUCUUGUCUGAAUGGAUGUAAGGCAGGGUACACAGGAUCGUCAUGUAGAUUCUUAUGUUCGUUUAACUGUGGAGGAGAUGGCAGUUGUGAUCAAAAUACGGGUUCUUGUCUUCAAGGGUGCAAAAAUGGAUACUCGGGAUCUACAUGUUAUUGGAAAUACUAAUAAGAGAAAUUUCUCCUUUAACAAAAUUUCAUCAACAAUUUAAAAAAAAUAUAUUAUUUUUACUGUGUUCAAAAAAGCAAUAAAAUAUUUAUGACAGAUGUU